Capsaspora owczarzaki ATCC 30864 is the source of this 1506-nucleotide messenger RNA. RefSeq lists its product as hypothetical. The transcript has 2 exons. NCBI's taxonomy places the organism in Eukaryota, Filasterea, Ministeriida, Capsasporidae. Gene Ontology annotation, molecular function: phosphatidylinositol bisphosphate binding. Bases 113 to 1288 code for a protein of 391 amino acids. The record is from RefSeq and is a predicted model, not a curated record. Gene Ontology annotation, cellular component: membrane.
UUCUCAUCGUGUUUUUCUCACUGUAUUGAACAACGACGACGACCAAAAACAAGACCAAGACCAACCUCACAAUCUGAAUUUCUGAAUUCACUCUUGAUUAAGCAGCAAAAGCAUGACGCACGUGAACAUCCAUUUGGCGCCUGCGACGGAGGCCGAGAAGGAGCAGCUGGCCCAGCUGCGGUCGGAAUUUAACGAGCCGCAUCCAGCAAUGGAGGGCGAGCAGCUGCUGCUUCGCUUCCUGCGCUUCCACCACCACGACCUGAAGGCCACCGAGCAGCAUGUCAAGCACUUCUUUGACUGGCGCCAGGACUUCCGCAUCGACGACCUCACCAUUGCAGACGCAAAGCCCUUCCUCAAGACCAAUUUGCUCGCCAUGCUCGACAAGACCGACAGCCAUGGACGACCGAUCGUCAUGGUGCGCUGGCGCAACUUCCACCCAGAGUCAACGAACGUUGCGGACAUGCUCAAGGCACAGGCGUACUUGUUUGACACCUUGUUCAAGGUGUCCUCGCCGGCGCCAAUUGACGGGUUUAUCGCGCUGUGCGAUUACUCGGAUUGGGCGCUCAAGCAGUCGAGCCCGCAACUCGUCAAGUUGACGUUCGAUCUCGCUCGUCGCUACCCGUUCACGCCAGUCACGUAUGCCGUGAACGUGCCGUGGUACUUUCGCGUCGUGUGGGCGUUUGCCAAGCCAUUCAUGAGCCAGGCAGCCAUUGAUUCCUUCUCGGUGCUCUCCAUGAGCGAGCUCGCUGAGCGCCUCACGCCCGACCAGCGUGAACCCGAACUUGGCGGCACGUUGCAGUUCAACUUGGACGAGUGGAUUGCCGGGCGAUUCAAGGCAGAGGGCAUCGACGAGGCCAACCCUGGUGCGCCGCACUUGGCGUUCGACGACGCUUUGGCAAGGCUCGAGGUUACCUAUGGAAGCGUGGCCUCGCACGCGCGUCUGGAGGGCUCGCUGCAAAAGCAGGGUGGAGGUGGCUACUUUGGUACUUCCUCGUGGAAGGCGCGCCAGUUUGUGCUCGCCCGAGACAACUUUGUCUACUACUUUGCCGACAGAAAGAGCAGCAGCAAGCCUCACCGCACGUUCGAUUUGGCGACCUGCACUGUCGAAGCUGCCGACGAGAAGGCAGACAAGCCCCACACCUUCUACCUCCAUGCUGGUGAUCGCCGCAUCACCCUGGCGGCUGCCUCUGACGCGGAGCGCGCGAAAUGGAUUGAGGCGCUGCAGUCUGCCAUCAACGAGCGGAAGGAUUCGGCCAAGGCCGAGCAGGAAGUGGCAGCAUCCAAGUGAUUGAGUGUGGGUUUUUUUUUUUUUUGUUUUGCUGUUGUUGUUGUCGCUUUCAGUUUCAGUAGUGGUGAUGUGCACAUUUGUGCAUUACAACGCAUCACGUGUAGCUUCAUAAAAGCGCUUGCUGUGAAGCAAUCAGCUCUUCGUUUUUAAAAUGUUCCGACAACGUGCACAAACAGAAUGCAAAGAAGUCUCAACAUACAUUUACUGUAUUCAUCCAA